Molecule: messenger RNA, 2190 nt
Organism: Rhinolophus ferrumequinum (greater horseshoe bat)
Lineage: Eukaryota; Metazoa; Chordata; Mammalia; Chiroptera; Rhinolophidae
Gene: TASL
Product: TLR adaptor interacting with endolysosomal SLC15A4
Exons: 2
Coding region: 203-1096 (297 amino acids)
Biological process (GO): regulation of toll-like receptor signaling pathway
Source: RefSeq, a predicted model, not a curated record
ACAACUCUUUUUCCAUAGGAUCAGUUAUAAAAAGAAUGGAAAUGCAACAAGCAGUUUAGUUUCUUGGUUUUUAGCAGUGAAAGGUAGACUCACCAGAGGCUUGCGAACAUUUCUGGAAAAAAACACUGGCUGCCUUAUUCAUCUCUCUAUGGUCAAUCGUUGUGUUUCUGAAGGACCAAAGGAGCAGAUUGGUUAGUGAAGAAUGCUGUCAGAAGGGUACCUCAGUGGACUUGCCUACAGGAACGACAUCCAUUGGAGUUGUGUAUCUUAUAAUGAACAGGUGGUUGAGGAAAUGGAAGAAGAGACAAAAUCUGCUGCUCUUUCCUAUUCCUCUGAGGAUGAAACACAAGUCAGAAGUCUCUACUUGAGCUGCAAAUCCUCUGGCAAGUUUAUUUCUUCAGUGCAUUCCAGAGACAGCCAACACGGUAGAAGCCAGAGAAUCACCAUGCUCCAGACAAACCCCAAUCCUGUGUUUGAAAGCCCAAACUUGGCUGCAGUUGAAAUAUGUAGAGACCCCAGCAGAGAGACCUACUUGGUUCCACCUUCCUGCAAAAGUAUUUGCAAGAAUUACAAUGACUUACAUAUUGCAGGGGGCCAGGUGAUGGCCAUUAAUUCAGUGACAACAGAUUUUCCCUCUGAGAGCAGUUUUGAAUACGGCCCUUUGCUGAAAUCGUCUGAGAUUCCUUUGCCCAUGGAGGAUUCCAUUUCCACUCAGCUCAGCGACUUUCCCCAAAAACCUAUCCAGCGCUAUUCAUCCUACUGGAGAAUAACGAGCAUCAAGGAGAAAAGCAGUCUUCAAAUGCAGAAGCCUAUUUCUAACGCGGUGCUGAAUGAGUACCUGGAGCAGAAGGUGGUGGAGUUAUAUAAGCAGUACAUUAUGGACACUGUAUUUCAUGACAGUUCCCCUACCCAGAUUCUGGCAUCUGAACUCAUCAUGACAAGUGUGGACCAAAUUAGUCUCCAGGUGUCUAGAGAGAAGAACCUGGAGACCUCCAAAGCCAGGGAUAUAGUCAUUCACCGCCUCUUACAGUUGGUGUCCACUGAAAUCAGCACUCCUAGUCUCCACAUUUCUCAGUAUAGCAGUGUGAAUCCAUAGAGAGGAUGCUUCCGUUCCUCUCUCAACCACUCACAGCUAAAGCAACACUUUAUUCAUUUAUUCUGAGAACGUGAAGGAGGGGGUUGUGAAGGAAUCAAGCGCUAGGGAAGUAAAGGUCAGCUGGAGGUCAGGUGUCAACUAAGAGGAAAUCUCAUAAUAUUACACGUGGUGCAGGCAUGUGGGAAGAGGAGCUAUAAAGAAUGAUUUCAAAGCAAGUGUUGUAGAGCAACAAAACAAAAAUAAAAAUGAUCAAAAAAGUGAAGUCAGGAUGCAUUUAAGGGAGUACAGAAACUGAAAAGAUAAGCCAAAGAAGAACACACAUCAUGGCAAAAAUAAAAAGCCAAAGGUUUCAGGGUAAAGAGUAAGAAUGUUACUCAAAAAAAACUCCUACCAAGUUGUUUUUUCUUGCGGGAAAUGGACUGUAGAAAACUGCAGUCCUUCUACAGCAGAGAGGUUCAAACAGUUUUCAACAUAUGUUUAUCUCUCUUUUCUCUGUUCUGUAUCAGUAGAUCACUUAAAAUAUAUUCUUCAUAAACAUUAAAACAGUAGCAAAUUGCAAUUGUGUUUUUCUUUUUGAAUGAUUACUUAGCUACAGCCCCCAAACAACCACUCCAAUCUCCAAAUUCUGUUUAUUGGUGGAGAUGAAGUUUUUUAAACAGAAAAGGCCACAUAGUGCAUAGAAAACUAUUUGAAUUUGCUGCGUAUGAUUUUCUUGGUGAUAUGAAAUUAGGAAUCUUGUUUUUUUCCAUAGUUUGCCUUUUCUCCAUGCUCUCUUGACCCUUCUGGAGUCAGAAAGGGGUUUUCAUAUCCUGAAAACAAGGUUACAAGUUCCAGGGUCCCAUGAUAUCACAUUCUGUACAUUCAUGCACAGAAUGGUAGCUUCGUGCUCUACUUCCUUUCUCUACUUCCUUUCUCUAGCUCAGGGAUUGGCAAACUAUGGCUCAUUGGCCAAAUCCAGCCUGCCACCUGGUUUUGUUUUUUGUUUUUUGGAGAUAUAAUUGACGUAACAUUAUAUUUAGUUUCAGGUGUACAACAUGAUUUGCUGUUUGUAUACAUUGUGAAACGAUCACCACGAUAAAUCUUGUUACAUCCUU